AUGACUGACGAAAUCUCUCAACUAAAUAACCUUAAAGUGGUUGAUCUAAAAAAUAGAUUGAAAAAUUUAGGUUUGAGCACUGCUGGUCUAAAGCAGCAGUUGGUGGAUAGACUUGCUGAAGCACUCCAGCCCAAAGCUGGCGAUGUAGAGCAAACUGAAGAAGAAACCGGUGAGGUGCAACAAGAUGAGUUAGAAAAUGAAAAUGAAAAUGAAAAUAAGAAGACCGAUGACAGGGCAGUUGAAACCGAAACACCAACACUCAGCGCGCGUGAGAACCAAGAUGAGCAGGAGCCAGAAAUUGCAGCAAAUGGAACCGAAGACCCCAGUGCAACGGAUGCUGAGAAAAACGAUCCCAACGAUGACACAAAACUUUCUAAGAGCGGUUCGAAUGGUGAAGAGUCUUUGAGUGCGUUGGCCAAUGGAGAACAGGCAGAAGAUACUGGUAUACCAGAAACUACAAGCACUGAUGCAGAACAGCUAAACUCCUUUAAAAGGGCUUCAUCUCCGACUCUAGAUGAUACAUCUGCGCCUGCUCCUAAAAAGGCGCGAAGCCAUGGAGCAGCCAUUCACCCAGCGACGAACACGCUUUAUGUGAGCAACCUCUCGAGACCAUUAGUAUCCUCAGCAUUUCAGGAGUAUGUUGAGGGUGUUGCUGAAGAAUCAGCAUCAUAUUUCUGGAUGGAUAAACUAAAAACUCACUGUUUUGUCACAUUCUCAUCAACAGAAGUUGCAACGAGAGCGCGCACUGCGAUUCACAGGAGCCGAUAUCCUAGUGGUGAGUUGUCAAGAAAGCAACUUUUUGCUGACUUUAUUCCUGAAGAAACUGCUCAUAAAUUUGCUGAAGAAGCUGAUGACUCCAAAGGUCCAUGGCGUAAGAUGAAAGUUCUGUACACCGUCAAUGACACAGGUGUAGAGCUAACACUAGUUCCUCACAGUACCAAAGUAAAUAAGCCGAACGCCAAUGGACACAGUCAAACUAAGGCUUUACCUAGUGGCCCCAGUAAUUCAAGCGUUGCGAAGCCCAGAAGCGAUUCAAGGAGGGGCUUGCCCAUUCUAUGGACGAGGACAAAUCCUUCGAUUAAAUUUAGAGAAGCGCGUUAA
Molecule: messenger RNA, 1101 nt
Organism: Sugiyamaella lignohabitans
Lineage: Eukaryota; Fungi; Ascomycota; Dipodascomycetes; Dipodascales; Trichomonascaceae
Exons: 1
Coding region: 1-1101 (366 amino acids)
Molecular function (GO): nucleic acid binding
Source: RefSeq, a predicted model, not a curated record